AUGGCGGAUGGACCAGCUCUUAACGCCCAAAUAGUUCGUGGACUCCAAGACCGGUUAUAUGAUAAGCGAAAGGCAGCCGCCUUAGACGUUGAAAAACUAAUAAAAGACCAUGCAGGAAGCAAGGACGUUGAGCGAGUUCGUGGGAUACUUGAUACACUUGUCCAAGAGUUUGCAUAUUCUGUUAAUGCUAAUGCGCGCAAUGGGGGGUUAAUUGCUUUGGCAGCAGCCUCAAUAGCAUUAGGCCAGGAUGUCGCGGCAUAUUUGGAUGAUAUAGUGCCACCGGUACUCGCUUGCUUUGCCGACCAAGAUUCACGAGUGAGAUAUUAUGCGUGUGAGAGUAUGUAUAAUAUUGCAAAAGUCGCGAAAGGCGAGAUAUUGCGAUAUUUCAAUGAAGUAUUUGAUGCGAUGAGUAAGCUUGCAGCUGAUCCAGAGCUCUCAGUCAAGAAUGGGGCGGAACUCCUAGAUCGAUUGAUUAAAGAUAUCGUUGCAGAGCAAUCUACCACUUAUGUAUCAAUUCUGGUAUCUUCUGGUGGGAUGGGAGAUGACACAGAUAUAAACUCGACGGCACCUAUUUCUACGCCGCGUAAUACAGCAUUCUCUCUGCCUCGUUUUAUACCUUUACUUUCAGAACGUAUUCACGUCAAAAACCCAUUUACCCGCAACUUUUUGGUGUCUUGGAUUACGGUUCUAGAUUCGAUCCCCGAUCUCGAACUUGUAUCAUUUCUUCCCGAUUUUUUGGAUGGUCUAUUGAAUUUUCUAAGCGAUCAAAACAAGGAUGUUCGAUAUGCUACUUUGACUGUUCUUGCCAAUUUUUUGGCGGAAAUUCGUGAAGCUGUCGAAGUUCGAGAACAACAGAAAACACAAGCAAUGAAAAGUUAUUAUGUUGAGCAACAGCGAAAGACAGCGACUGCUUCAGAGACUGCAAGUGAUGCAGGAGAGAGUGUCAAGGAUGGCGAUAUUCUUGAGGAGGGUUUAUUGAUUAAGGCUUCGGUCGACGGCAAUGAAAUUAAUUGGGAUGCGGUUUCUAUUAAUGAAAGUGAAGGAAAAGGAAGGGGUUCUUGGGUACCAGGACAAGGAGUUGUAAUUAAUUAUACUAGGAUUGUACAGAUAUUAAUGCCACAUUUGUCCUCGCAAGCACUUCGGUGGAUAAACGAAUUUAUUCUUCUUGCCAAAGAAGUUAUUGUUCCAUUUACUCCUCAACUGAUUGCCGCUAUCUUACCAUCACUCGCGCACUCCAUUCUACAUAUCCUUUUUGCUCUUAACAUUAAAAUAUUAAGACUUAACAGUGCCGUUGAAGCCAACUUGAAUCUUUAUAAACUGAUCUUCGAUACGCCUACAACGCCACCACCUGCUUAUUCUGGUAUCAAAGAAGUUUCAUCUGCUCCUACGCCAUCAAUGUUUUCAGCGGUAUCUUUAGCAGCAUCUGCUAUGAUUUUGGCUUCGCCUCCUAACAAUGAAUUAACUUCACAAUAUUCUCCCCAAUUGGGUAUAAUAAAGGAGAAUAAUACUGGAUUAUUAAGUGAUCCGUUUGAUUAUCAGUUGACUGUUGAGGCGUUGAUGCAUCAACUAAUGAAUGAUCAUGAGGAGACUCGUGUCGCAAGUUUAGAAUGGCUUUUGAUGCUCCAUAAAAAAGCACCAAAGAAGAUUCUAGCAAUAGAUGAUGGUACUUUUCCUGCAUUACUCAAAACAUUGUCAGAUUCUUCUGAGGAGGUUGUCAAGCGAGACUUGCAGCUUCUUGCUCAAAUAUCUUCCAACUCCGAAGAUGAAUAUUUUACAAGAUUUAUGGUCGAUUUAUUGAAACUUUUCAGUACCGAUCGCCGGCUUUUAGAAUCAAGAGAAUUCGCAUCUACAAUGGUACAAAAUCUCAAUAUAAUUCUCAUCACAUCACCUGAACUUUCCGGCCUGCGUAAACGGCUCAAAAGUCUCGAGACAAAAGAUGGACAAACGCUGUUCACCGUGCUUUACAAGUCAUGGUCGCAUAACCCCGUAUCAACUUUCUCACUCUGCCUUUUAGCGCAAGCUUACGAACAGGCAGCAAAUUUACUACAGAGUUUCGCAGAAUUAGAUAUAACAGUGAAUCUACUUAUACAGAUUGACAAGCUGGUUCAAUUGCUCGAGUCGCCCGUAUUUACAUAUCUACGUCUUCAAUUGCUAGAACCUGAGAAACACCCACAUCUUUUCAAAUGCUUAUAUGGAGUGUUGAUGCUGUUACCACAAAGUAGUGCAUUCGCUACUCUAAGAAAUCGUCUAAAUAGUGUUAGUUCAAUGGGAUUCUUACAUUUAAUUCCAAAAACAAACCCGCCACCAGACACGAAAUCUAGGUCAAGUAAGACAGCUGCUGUUGUUAAAGAAGACGGUAUCAAGUGGCAAGAACUCUUAAUACAUUUUCGUGCAGUGCAGGCUAAGCAUGAAAAAUCACGGAAACAAUGUGAUUAUUUUUAUUGA
This is a messenger RNA of Ambispora gerdemannii, 2445 nucleotides long. NCBI's taxonomy places the organism in Eukaryota, Fungi, Glomeromycota, Glomeromycetes, Archaeosporales, Ambisporaceae. The record is from the annotation of a GenBank genome assembly.